ACUCGGACUCGACUCGUUCCGAAUAAAAUUUGUUCGGGCUAACUCGAUUGCUCGUCAAAUCAAGUUCAAACAAAUCGACUAUAUUUGGUGUUACUUAUAUUUACCGUAUAAACCUGGUAAUUCUAACAAACCGCCACUUAAAAAAAAUAUUAAAAAGAAAAAAAGAAUUCCUACCCACAAAUUCGAAUGCUACCAUUCUUUUUUUUUUUUUUUCAUUCAUAAGAAAUUGACAUAAAUAUUCCUCCUUUCUACAAUGCAACCUUGGUUAGUUGGUUCGAUGAAGAGUUCUUGAAUUUAUACUUGUCAUUUUUCAUAUUCAAGACACCUUUUUUGAGCUUAAAUUCUGCAAUUUUGGUUACCUGGGAUUGAUUAAUUUGUCGAUAUAUCCAUAAAAGAUGGGAAAUUUCUAAGCAUUUGAAGCUGGAAUGCUGUUUGCAAGGGUGGAGGGAGUGAUUUAGUUUGUUGUUGUGGUGCAUUCACUUAAAAGUCGAGACUUUUUGUUGAGCUGUACGAUAGUAGAGCUUCAUGGAGAAGCACAAUCAAUGCUCUUUUAGCUAAAAAUGAGGAGUGUGCAGGAUCAGUCAGACGCACAAGAAAUAAAGCCGACUAAUCUUGUUACACAUGAUUCCCAAAAUGUACUACCGAAUAAUGCGAACGAAACUCCUGUACCAGACUCUGGAUCGAUUUCAGCUUCGAGCAACGACAAUAAAAAAGUCUCCCGCGAAGAUAUUCAACUUGUGCAGAAUUUGAUCGAACGUUGUUUACAGCUAUACAUGAAUCGAGACGAGGUGGUAAAAACCUUACUCAAUCGUGCUAGUAUAGAUCCCGGAUUCACAUCCUUAGUGUGGCAGAAGUUAGAAGAAGAAAAUGCCGACUUUUUCCGAGCCUACUAUAUAAGGCUUAAAUUAAAGAAACAAAUAAUCUUGUUCAACCACCUUCUCGAGCAUCAAUAUCAUGUAAUGAAGUUUCAACCGCCUCCAAAAGUAGUUCCUAUGGCGCCGAUAAUCCAGAAUGGAUUUCAUCCAAUGCCUGUCAACAAUUUACCUAUGGGGUACCCCGUUACGCAGCAGUUUCCGAUUCCCGCUACGUUACAACAUCAUAUGAACAUCGAUCCUAUGUACCACGUUGCCAACGGUGUUCCUGCUCCCGCCAAUUUUUUUCCGAUGAGGAACGAUAUGGCGAUGGACACCUGUAGAGCUGACGCGGCACCUAAUAAUAUUAUGCCGCAAAAUAAUGCGAUUUCGUCUAUGCCUGCCAGCCCUGCAUCAAUGGCAUCGAGUGGCCACUUUGCUUUUAGUGCAUCGGAAAUGUCGGGCAUGGCAGUCGAUUCUUCGGCUCUCGACACGGCUUUUACAUCUGACGUGGCAAGUUCGGUUGGACUGGAUCUUCAUGCGGAUAACGGAGCAGGAAAUUCCGGAGAUUCUCCGAGAUCAUUGGCUGAGAUUCCGUGGAAUUUUAGCUUUUCGGACUUAACCGCAGAUUUAUCGAACUUGGGAGAUUUAGGAGCUCUGCAAAGUUAUCCUGGUUCCCCGUUAUUACUUUCCGAUACGGACAUUCUACUCGAUUCUCCCGAGCAUGAUGGUUUAGUAGAGGAGUUCUUGGUUGAUUCUGACUCUUUGAUAAACUUUGACAAUGAUAUUCAAAAAAGACAUGUUUCCUUCCAUUGUUCUGAUUGA
Messenger RNA from Erythranthe guttata (spotted monkey flower), 1676 nucleotides. RefSeq lists its product as uncharacterized. The record is from RefSeq and is a predicted model, not a curated record. Lineage: Eukaryota; Viridiplantae; Streptophyta; Magnoliopsida; Lamiales; Phrymaceae.